Messenger RNA from Chiloscyllium plagiosum (whitespotted bambooshark), 5297 nucleotides. The record is from RefSeq and is a predicted model, not a curated record. NCBI's taxonomy places the organism in Eukaryota, Metazoa, Chordata, Chondrichthyes, Orectolobiformes, Hemiscylliidae.
CCUAUCCCACAAUGCCUCGCGGCGUGGUGCCGGGUCCGGCGCAUGCGCAGUAGCGUCUGUCAACAGCAGGCGGCGAGAGAAAAGCGGCGACGUCGCUCGAGCUGCAUAAUAGGCGAGCUUUCACCUUUCCCAUUCACCGUUUCAAGGCCGAGGAGCUUGAGGGAGGAGAGGGGGCCUCUGAUGGAGCGGCGGAUCACCGCGUCAGGAGGCCUGCCCGGUCUCACGCCGGAGCAAUCGAGCUAACUUGCAUCGUUGAUGUAGUCAGCAGUUGAUUGAAUUGGUUUGUGCAAAUACUUUGAGUUUAUGGGCAUGACAGGAUGAAACGCAACAGACAUUUAAGCAGCAGUGACAGUUCAGACAAUGAGAAGCAUUACUUAAUCGGGGAAGAACUGCAGAAAGUUGAAAGACAGAGACUUGGAGCACUUGUGCAUGAACACAGAAAGCUAGGUACAACAGGCCCUUCAACUUCGUUGUCCUCUCAUUCAAAGUACAGGAGUGACCGGCAUGCCUUGUCACGUGGGAAGAAGAAGCCUGCUGAGGUAUUUAGGAAGGACCUCAUCAGUGCCAUGAAGAUUCCAGACUCCCACCAUGUGAACCAGGAUGAAUAUUAUCUCUUGGCUGAUCAAUGGAAGCAGGAGUGGGAGAAAGGUGUUCAGGUUCCAGCCAGUCCAGAAACCAUUCCAAAUCCAUCUGUUAGGGUCAUUGUGGAAAAGGUGAAGGAGACUUUGUUCACUAAACCGCGGAAGUAUAUCCGCUGUUCUAACACUGAACCUUCAGACCCUGGAUAUGUUAACAUCCUGGAACUGGCAGACACUGUGUGCCGUUACGACUUGGAUGAUGUGGACAUUUAUUGGUUACAUGCGGCAAAUGAAGAACUGAGGGAAAUGGGAUGUGGUUUGAUCCACGAAUGCACAAUGGAGAAAACUAUAGAAGCACUGGAGCGUCACUGCUAUGAAAACAUGAACCAUGCCAUUGAGACUGAGGAAGGGCUGGGAAUUGAGUAUGAUGAAGAUGUUAUCUGUGAUGUAUGUCGUUCCCCUGAUAGUGAAGAGGGCAAUGAGAUGGUCUUCUGUGAUCGGUGUAAUAUCUGUGUCCAUCAAGCAUGUUAUGGGAUAUUGAAAGUGCCUGAAGGUAGCUGGCUGUGUCGCACUUGUGUACUUGGAAUUUAUCCUCAGUGUCUUCUGUGUCCAAAGCAAGGUGGAGCAAUGAAAGCUACACGUGCUGGGACCAACUGGGCACACGUAAGCUGUGCUUUGUGGAUACCUGAGGUCAGCAUUGCCUGCCCUGAAAGAAUGGAACCAAUUACAAAGGUGUCUCACAUUCCACCAAGCCGAUGGUCAUUAGUCUGCAGCCUUUGCAAAUUAAAGACUGGUGCCUGCAUUCAGUGUUCAGUAAAGAGCUGCAUCACAGCCUUUCAUGUAACUUGUGCUUUUGAGCAUAGUCUGGAGAUGAAGACUAUCUUGGAUGAUGGUGAUGAGGUAAAGUUCAAGUCUUACUGUCUCAAGCACAGCAAAAAUAGACAGAACCAAGAAGGUGACUCUGAACAAAAUGCAAAAAUACAUGAGCAGAAACAGAAACAGACUGAAACAGAGAAGAAAGGUUUGCGUGCACAGAAGCUUCAGGAGCUAGAAGAAGAAUUUUACACUUUGGUAAAGGUUGCUGAUGUGGCUAGUGAACUGCAUCUCUCUGAGCAGGUGGUAGAAUAUAUUUUUGAGUACUGGAAGCUAAAGAGAAAAAGUAAUUUCAGUAAACCGCUGUUGCCUCCAAAGGAAGGUGAAGAAAAUUGUUUGAGUCAACACAAGGAGGAUCAGAUCCAUUCCAGAAUGAAGAUGUUCAUGCAUCUACGCCAAGACUUAGAAAGGGUGAGGAACCUUUGCUACAUGGUGAGCAGAAGAGAGAAAUUGAAGUUGUCACAGAGUAAAGUGCAAGAGCAACUUUUCAAUUUGCAUAUCCAAUUGAUGAAUCAGCAAAUUGCUGCUGGGCUUCCUUUGACCUUACCGCGAGAAGGACUGAUGUUCCAUGACCCUCCAAGAAUCACAAUAAAACUAAAAACAGCUACAAAACCCUCGCAAAGUGUCAACAGUGAUGCGACCACUACUGCCAAUGGUCCACUGUCCCUAAACAUUGAUGGCAGUUUGUACAGUAAAAACAAUUUGGCAACGCCACAAGGCUCACGAACUAGUGAAAAAAAGUUACAGUCCAAUCACUGGCUGAAACCUGAUGACAGAAGCAAUGGACUGUUGCUGACUGGUAGUCGCCAUAAGCAGAACGUUCAAGCAGGUAGCUCACUGCUAUCCCCCGAAUGUCACGUGCAGCAGACAUCUGGCAAGCCAUCCACGCUUCACAUAACACUACGUGGACAAUCAGCUGAUGCCAAUGGAAAGAUGCGAGACAACAAUAAUCCAGGGUUACUUAAAUCAAAUGGCCUAAGGGGAAGGUCAGGCAUUAUUAUUCAGAGAGACUGUUCCAGUCAAACCUCCUAUGACAAAGUGGCAACUCUUAAAAAUCAUUUUGCCAACCAGGGCACUUUCAGAAAAUCAAAGUUGGGGGAAUUUGGUCAGCCUUGCAAGGACCGAUUGGAUGGUUUAGUGAGGACUUCACAAGACUUUCAAAACUGUGAAAAGCCUUUAAAAAGGGGGUCAGCCAAAGAUCGCCUGUGGAGUAAGCAGCUUUCUGAGCACCAGACAACGGCAGCGUACCAGGAUAAUGAUGGCUACUGCCCUGAUGUUGAAUUGAGUGACUCUGAGACUGAAACUGACAUUCGGCAAGAAAGGAGCAGGCUACGGAAAAGAAAUUCUGAAGAAAAUCCGAACCAAGACUAUGGGAGAGAUUCCCGGUCACGGCAACACAACAAGGACAGCAGAACUAGGUUAAACAUGCUUUGUCACAUUAAUUCAGUACAGAGGUGAUCAAUACUUGAAUGACUGAGGACAUUGUGCUAAAUGUAAUUGAGCCAAUAUUAGUCCUUUUUUUAUAUAUAUAUAUAUAUAUAUAUAUAUAUAUAGCUCUGUAUGGGCAGCAAUAUUUGAAUUUGCUGUAGAUUACACUCCAGAAUGAUCUGCCCCAUGAAUAGAGAUGAAUAACAAGUGUAUUUCUAUCAAUGUUUUUAAAGAUGCAAGUUUUACUUUAAAUGCCUUAAGGUGGUCUUGGGGCAUGAUAACAAUUGAACUAUUAAGGAACAUUUUAAUUGUUUUCCUGGUGACUGGCGUUGUUUUAUUAUUGCAGCAUGUUCUUGGACACAUCCAGCUGCACUGAAAGUUUCUUUUUGUUAAUCUUGUGGGGGGUGGGAACAUAUUAACUACUAAUUGCCUCCAAAAAAGUAGAAGUUUUCCCAGACUGUAAUCACCUUAGCUUGGUGUUUUAUAAUUGCGAAACUCAUAGAAAGUAUGUGUACUCCAUGAAAAGUUUGCAUUGCUGCCAAUUUUUUUAAAAAAAAAUUAUUGUUCUGUCUAGGUGUAUUGUUGCCCAUCAUCUAGGCCACUGAUUUUUGAACUUAAAGUCGCAAUGCGAUUCUUCUUUCUCCACCCCCCUCCCCCCGGCCGCCACCGACCUCCCAGCUUAUCCAUGCCUCUUCCUACUAUCAUUUUCCCCUCCCCAGAACGAAUCACCUUGUGUGGUCCGCAGUGACCUCAGCUCUUUCCAGUUACAGCCAAUUACAAAUUUCAGUUUCUCAAUGUAUAGCAGAAUCUCAUGUUCUACUUAAAAUACUCAGUUAGAUUUUCAUAGCUGAUUGUUUUAGACUAACAUAGUAGUUGCAGUGAACUGCUGUCUAGUCCAGGAAACUAGGGAGGGAAAAUGAGGAGAAUGUGAAAACUUAAUUUAUUUUGCUAAGGAGAGGAAGCACUUGAUUUUUUUUAUAUUACAACAUACACAGGUUUAGAGUGUCUUUAUAUUGGAGAAGAUUAAGUGAUGCGUCGAUGCCACAUCUGACCUAAUAUCCAAAGGUCAAUCCAUACAAUUCCUGCUGCCAUACUUCAAGUUAACUAAAUGGAAAAUUACCUCACAUUUGCGGCUUUUCAUAAUUUUUUUCAAUGUGAGUCCUAUUAGUCAUUAGUGUUAUGUUUUGUUAAUGUUUGCAGCUAUUUGUUUAAUGUCAUUGUACUUUAUUUCUAGUUUUUCUAAUGUUACAACAAAGAAUAUAGUUUGCCUCAGUUAUUCGUUUAAAUGUAAACAGGGAAGACCAAGAUUUGCCACUGUCCAGUUCUUCUAUCAGUAUUUGUAUUUGACCCACGCAACCAAAAGUUUGAAGUUUUACCAAAAAAGUACAUGAGAAAGCAUGAUAGUAAGUAAGUGUAAUAUUCUUUAUUACUGAUGCUAGAAAAUACUAACUUAGUUCUACUGUUUUAAGCACUAAAAUAGUGAAUUUGCACAAGGCAUUAUAUAAUCCAGAAUAGUUUAAAUGCACCCACCCACCUAUUGCAAUGUGUUGUAAAAUAUGUUUCUAGUUUGAAAAAGAUAAUUCAAGCCACAAGUUUCAUCCUAUUCAUGUUCUAUUCAAGCACCAAACAUUUGUUUUGCUGUUUGUCUCUUCUAGACAUCUCUUCUGGGUGUAUGGAACUUUGCGAAAUGGGGUGCAGGGUUACUAAUGUCUCUCAAAAAAAUCCUUCCUCCAUCUUGACCUUGAGAUUUCUGACAAACAUCACCCCAGCAACUUUUCCCCUCUCCUUCUGCCAUUGACCCCUGCCCCCCAGUCCUUUAUUCCUGUUAGAUAUUUGUUCAGUUUAAUGUUCUGUAAUUUCUUUCAAAGUUUUAUAGUUGUACUUUCAUUUUUGGCAUUUCAUGGGACAAAGGGAAGCAAUAGUUCCCUUUUAUAAAUAGCGGGUUUUAGGUGCUCUGAGCAGCAGAAGCCAUCGUGUAACUUUUGCUCCCUCUGCCUCUGGUGAAUAAUAUGCAUGAAAUGUUUUGUGGUGCUACCAGAACAGAUUCUGCUGCAAAUUAACACCAUAAAGCUCUUGGUGUUGUUUCUUGCCUUGGGUUGAGGCAUUUUUUUUAUUUUUGAGGAAAACUUUGCAUCCUUCUUUAGAAGUGAAGGAUAGCCUAAAAUGAUGUUGUUUUAAAACACAUCAUUCGGAGUAAUGGGAGAAAGGAAAGAAAACGGGCUUGUCCUUAAGACAUGUAUGAUAGUUCAUGUGUUCAGAUACACUGAUAAUCGUCUUUAAGUAUGAAUCUUUGUUUCCUAAAUUGUGUUUGUAUUUUCAGUUGUUUUAUAUAUUGAAACUUCUGGAGUUUUGUCACUGACAUUUUCCAGAGCAUCCUCUUUUACAGGUAGUUUUCUGAUUAAAAAAGAUUAGAUAAAA